UGGUAGAAAAUGAAUUACUAAUCUACUUGUUCAUUUACUGUUAAUAUCUGGUUAUUUCCUGUUUCCUGGUUCCGGUUCACCGUGCGUGACUGCUCGCCGUCUGUUCGCUGCUGCGAAAAAGCGAAAAAGCUAAGUAGCGCUCUAUCUGUGUGCUUUUAAUUGUUCUACAGCUUUCUUUAUCACUUCUCAAACAUUUUUAGUGGUACUAUUUAACUUGCAAAUCACCCGAUCUCUGUCCCACCCUUUCCUCAGCUAGCUAGCUGCUAAGCUAGCGCGGAGAAAGGCAGCGCCGGUCAGUAAGAAGCUACUCCUACAGACCGCGACCACUUCCCUGAGGACAGCAGGAACUUCACUCGGUGACAGAAAACACUGUGAGUAAUGGCUUCCUGCGCGUCUUGCACCAUACUCACGGAGAGGUUGGCUCUGCUAGAGGGCCGUGUCCGCCAGUUAGAGCAGAGUAAUGUCGUAACUUUAGAUGUUGCGGACACAUCUGCUAGCGUUAGCUGUAGCGAGCUAACUAGCCCAGCUUGUAGCAGUCCUAAGCGGCCUACAAGCUACGGUGUACCGGUUGAGACGCAUAAUAGAUUUAGCUCUUUAGCUAGUCCUACACCCCAGUCUACCGGGCACCACACCUUAGUUAUAGGGGACUCCAUCACCCGAAACAUAAAGCUUAGCAAACCAGCCACAAUAAAGUGUAUCCCCGGGGCCAGAGCACCUGACAUUGAAGCUAAUCUUAGGGAGCUAACUCGCAACAGGCCUAGUAAACACGUACGACAGGCUAAUCGCACCACUAAUUAUGCGAAUAUAGUUGUACACGUUGGCUCCAAUGACACUAGAAUGAGACAGUCAGAGAUUACAAAGAGAAACAUAGCCAGGACUUGUGAUCUCGCCAGAAAGAUGUCCAGGCAUCGAGUAAUUGUCUCUGGCCCCCUGCCUGCGAGAGGCAAUGAUGAGAGAUAUAGCAGAUUAGUCUCGCUUAACAAGUGGUUGGCUAGCUACUGUAGGCAGAAGGGACUAACGUUUAUUGAUAACUGGCCCUCUUUCUGGGGCAAACCAGGCUUGCUGAUGAGAGACGGCCUUCACCCUAACCAGGAAGGCGCCAUCAUCCUGUCUAGAAACAUAGACUACUAUUUAAGUCUCACUUGA
Entelurus aequoreus (snake pipefish) is the source of this 1146-nucleotide messenger RNA. RefSeq lists its product as uncharacterized. The transcript has a single exon. Bases 379 to 1146 code for a protein of 255 amino acids. NCBI's taxonomy places the organism in Eukaryota, Metazoa, Chordata, Actinopteri, Syngnathiformes, Syngnathidae. The record is from RefSeq and is a predicted model, not a curated record.